AUGGAGAACGACCUAGUCGACUAUUCCCCGCGCAAUCCAACAAAGAUCGAAAAGCUCGACUCGGCGUCCAAUGUCAUUCUUAUCGACAACUACGAUUCUUUCACUUGGAAUGUCUAUCAAUACCUAGCACUCGAAGGUGCUGCAGUCACGGUCUACCGCAAUGAUCAGGUCACGCUGGAGGAGCUGAUUGCCAAGAAGCCCACGCAAUUGGUGAUCAGUCCUGGCCCUGGCCAUCCGGACACCGAUGCAGGAAUCAGCAAAGCCGCGGUCAAACAUUUUAGUGGGAAAAUACCUGUAUUUGGGGUUUGCAUGGGUCAUCAAUGCAUUAUCUCUGUUUUUGGUGGCAAGGUUGACGUGACGGGUGAAAUCUUGCACGGAAAAACUUCGGUCUUGAAGCACGAUGGAAAGGGUGUGUAUCAUGGGCUGCCGACUUCAUUGGAUGUUACCAGAUAUCAUUCCCUUGCAGGCACACAUCCCACCCUUCCAGACUCGCUCGAGUUGUCUUCUUCGGCCAAUCUAGAAGCCGGUGCUAAACCAAUCAUCAUGGGAUGCAGACAUAAAGAAUUCACAACAGAGGGAGUGCAGUUUCACCCAGAAAGUAUCCUUACCGAACAUGGACGGACGAUGUUCCGCAAUUUUCUAAAAUUACGGGGUGGUACUUGGAAAGAAAAUGAGAAUCAAGGGGCAGCUGGGUCGGCCUUUACUGUAGCAAACGGCGAAGGCAAGCCACAAAAGAAGGUUUCCAUACUUGAAACCAUUUAUGCCCACCGAAAGGCCGCAGUGGCAGCUCAAAAAUUGAUACCUUCCCAAACUCCCGAAGAUCUCCAAGCCACUUACAAUCUUGGAAUUGCACCGCCACAAAUAUCGCUCCCUGAUCGACUAAGAAAAUCCCCAUAUAACUUGUCUCUUAUGGCGGAAAUCAAAAGAGCAUCUCCGUCCAAAGGAACCAUUGCCGCGUCAGUCUGUGCACCUGCACAAGCUCGCAAGUAUGCCGGCGCUGGGGCCAGUGUUAUAUCUGUCUUGACAGAGCCAGAAUGGUUUAAAGGAUCUUUAGAAGACAUGCGUGCCGUGCGCCAAAGUCUUGAAGGACUGCCAAACCGUCCCGCCGUUCUCCGAAAGGAAUUUAUAUUUGAUGAAUAUCAAAUCCUUGAGGCCCGGUUGGCUGGGGCAGACACUGUGCUACUCAUCGUCAAGAUGCUUAGCAUUGAAUUGCUCACAAGACUUUACAACUUUUCCAGAAGCCUAGGUAUGGAGCCACUAGUCGAAGUGAACACACCCGAAGAAAUGAAGAUUGCUGUCGACCUUGGCUCACAGGUGAUUGGGGUAAACAAUCGUGAUCUCACAAGUUUCGAAGUUGACCUGGGAACCACGAGUCGCCUCAUGGACCAAGUUCCAGAUACCACGAUCGUGUGUGCCUUGAGCGGUAUUUCCGGGCCUAAGGACGUUGAAGCCUACAAAAAGGAUGGCGUGAAAGCUAUCCUUGUUGGCGAGGCAUUGAUGCGGGCUAAGGAUACAGCAGCAUUUAUAUCUGAGCUACUUGGAGGAAGCAUCAAGAGUAACAGUGCUGCCUCGCGUUUAGUCAAGAUCUGCGGGACCCGCACUCCAGAAGCUGCUCGUGUGGCUAUUGAAGCUGGUGCCGACUUGAUUGGCAUCAUUCAGGUUGAAGGCCGCAAAAGAACGGUGUCCGACGAGAUCGCUCUGCAAAUAUCAAAAGUCAUCAAAUCCACGCCACGUCCAUCCGCAAUUCCUACCAAUGCCCAGACCAGCUCACCGGAUUACUUUGAACACUCGACAAAUCUGCUGCGACACCCUACCCGUGCUCUCCUUGUCGGGGUAUUUGCCGGUCAACCUCUCUCUUAUAUAAUCGAGCAACAGCGAAAAUUAGAGCUUGACGUUGUGCAGCUCCAUGGUGACGAACCCCUUGAAUGGUCCAGCUUGAUUCCUGUCCCUGUGAUUCGGAAGUUCAGCCCCGGCCAACCGGGUCUCGCUCGUCGAGGCUACCACGCGCUCCCUCUUUUUGAUUCUGGCAAUGGUGGGUCUGGAGAAAUGUUAAAUCUGUCGUCGGUGGCCAAAGAACUCGAUAGUAAUACUGGCAUUGCUGUACUUUUUGCUGGUGGGUUGAACCCUCAGAACGUGGUCGAGACGCUAGCCAAUCUGGGUCAAUCUGGGUCUAAGGUAGCUGGUGUCGACGUAAGCAGCGGCGUGGAGACAGAUGGCGUUCAAGAUCUUGAGAAAAUUCGUGCUUUUAUUUCAGCAGUGAAGGGAAAUUUAUAG
Messenger RNA from Talaromyces rugulosus, 2274 nucleotides. RefSeq lists its product as uncharacterized. The record is from RefSeq and is a predicted model, not a curated record. Gene Ontology annotation, cellular component: cytosol. Gene Ontology annotation, molecular function: indole-3-glycerol-phosphate synthase activity; anthranilate synthase activity; phosphoribosylanthranilate isomerase activity. Lineage: Eukaryota; Fungi; Ascomycota; Eurotiomycetes; Eurotiales; Trichocomaceae. Bases 1 to 2274 code for a protein of 757 amino acids. Gene Ontology annotation, biological process: L-tryptophan biosynthetic process. The transcript has 2 exons.